AUGCCUUACCUUGAUACUGAUAUGGUUUCUUCUUCAACAAAUCGCCUUAUCACGGAGGAGCUAGACUAUGACAUACCCAUCUUAAAGAAAGAGUUUGAUCGAAUGUUUCAUGCAUUAACAAACGAGCAGCGAAAUAUUUUUAUUGAUAUCAUGACUACAGCCAAUGAUAAGAAAGGAGGUGUUUUUUUUGUGCAUGGAUAUGGUGGAACAGGCAAAACCUUUCUUUGGAAGACGAUAUCUGCAACAAUUAGAUGUAAAGGUGAUAUAGUUUUACAUGUUGCUUCAAGUGGUAUUGCAUCGUUAUUAUUGCCUGGAGAGGAUUCUGUUUGUAAGAUAUCGCCUGAUAGUGAACUCGACAGAUUAGUAAGAAAAACCUCAUUGAUUAUCUGGGAUGAAGCACCUAUGGUCCACAAGCAUGAAUUUGAAGCUUUAGAUCGAGCUCUGAAAGGUGUAUGUAAGUUUGACAAGUCUAGCAACUCAAAAAUUCCAUUUGGAGGGAAAGUGAUUGAUUUUGGAGGAGACUUCAGACAGAUUCUACCUGUUGUUCAAGGAGGCAGUAGACAAAAUAUUGUUAAUGCUUCUUUAAGUUCUUCAUAUAUAUGGCAACAAUGCAAAGUCCAUAGAUUAACAAUAUACAUGAGACUAACCGUUGGAAGGGAACCAUCUGAUAUUCAAAAAAUACAAAGUUUUGCAAACUGGCUUUUGGAUAUAGGAGAAGGAAAAGUUGGUGGUUCAAACGAUGGUGAAGCGAUUAUUGAUGUUCCGGAUGAUAUUCUCGUUAAUGAUCCACAUGAUCCUAUAGGUUCAUUAAUUGAGUUUGUAUAUCCUUCAAUCUUGGAAAAAUUCAACGUUAUGAGUUAUUUUCAAGAAAGAGCUAUACUAGCUCCGAAAAAUGAAGUUGUCCAACAAAUCAAUGAUCGUUUGUUAGCACUGUUUCCCGGAGACGAAGUUGAAUAUUUAAGUUCAGAUAGUCUUUGCCAAUCAGAGUUCGUUCAUGAUCAUUUUGAUCCCAAUUUAUACUCCCCAAUCAGAGUUCAGAUAGUCUUUGCCAAUCAGAGUCGUAUUUUGGAGCAUUACAAUUUUGAUGAACGCUAUGCAGCUCUUACAGAGACGGCUGCCGCGGCGGCUACAUCGGUUGUAUCAGCGCAUGCGGAGGAGCUAGUAGAGGUUUUCAUCGAUACAAUUCAACCUAAAAGCAUUUGA
Molecule: messenger RNA, 1203 nt
Organism: Lactuca sativa (garden lettuce)
Lineage: Eukaryota; Viridiplantae; Streptophyta; Magnoliopsida; Asterales; Asteraceae
Biological process (GO): telomere maintenance; DNA repair
Molecular function (GO): DNA helicase activity
Source: RefSeq, a predicted model, not a curated record